This is a messenger RNA of Bacidia gigantensis, 384 nucleotides long. RefSeq lists its product as uncharacterized. The record is from RefSeq and is a predicted model, not a curated record. NCBI's taxonomy places the organism in Eukaryota, Fungi, Ascomycota, Lecanoromycetes, Lecanorales, Ramalinaceae. The coding region runs from base 1 to 384 and encodes 127 amino acids. The transcript has 2 exons.
AUGACAGCGGAUCAACACUCUACCCUCCUGGUUCCAGUGGUGGUCCAGGAGCAGACGCCUGAUGAUGAAGGCUGGGAGGCUGGAAGCCAGGAUGCCCUGACUUUGUCAUUGCUCAAGCCACCACCAAGGCGCAAAAUGGGACCAGGAUUCUCAGCCCUAUGCUACCAGUCGACGUCAUGUCUUGGCCGAGAGCCACCCAGUUUGCGGGAUUCUCUGCUGCCUUCCAUCGAUGACCCCUCCGCACUACGCUUGGGUCUUUUGAUGUGGAGCCUGAGAACUGCUAGGCGAUGGAUAGGCAGCCAAGACGAUAUACGAUCACUACAGACGAUUUCGUCUGUUUACGUCUUCCGUCGAGCUAUCUACACGAUAUGCCGGGUUGCUUAA